CGCCCGGCUAGACUCCUUCUGUAAACACCCGACACAUGUUGGCGGAUGUCCAAGAAAUGGCGAAAAACUGUCUUCUUUGUGCAACAGCGGAUCCUGGGUGAGAGGGAAACGGAACUAGCGUUGAUUGACAGAGUGCUGUGGAUAGAUAGUAGUCUCGCCGUUGGAGAGGAUGACGUCAGCACUUUCUCGGGUACUUGCUCCUCCAAUCACCUGCCUGGAAGUGUCGUCGGUGCUAAUGAUCGAUGUUGCAGCCAAGGGAAGAGCUGCGCCGCGUGUUCACUCAGCCCUCGAGAGGUCGGCGUGGCGCGCACGCUGUGCGUUCUCUCAAUUUUCGAGAAAGAAAAAUGCUAAUGAGUCGGGAGGACACAUGCAAUGACGGACGGUGGUAGUUUGUGAUGGAGGAUUUCUUACGUCUGGUUAGCGGCACAAGCAGUGUUGCUGUUGUUGUUGUUGUUUGCUGCCAGUAGCAGCCGCGUGUGUUGCAUCAGAGUUGGCAGGACGUUCUGUAAGAGUGACGAGGCCGCCCACCCUUGACACCGACGGACAGGGAAAGCGAUUGUAAGAUGCCAGCGAAAGGGAAAAAAGGGAAGAAGAAGACAUCAAGUGACACGCUGCUGGCGCCAAAUGCCCUGCCGGCGCCAACUGAGCUUCGGGUUGUCCUUGAUGGAGUGAGCAUUCCCUUCGCAGAGUACACCAAGCAGUUCACUCGAAACUUUUACCCCGAGUACAGAGAUCAAACUAUUGUCAUUCCACCCCUCACUUUCUACGACCGAAAUUCUACCUUGAAGAACUUUAAGGAGACUGCCAGUCUCAACGACCGGCAAAUAUCUGUGCUGGAAAAUGUCAAAGUUCAAGGAUGUCAGGAUAGCCUUCUGCGAGGGGUAGAGGCUGAACACCGUGUACUGAGGCGACUGAAAGCUCUGGUUGACAGAGAGGACUGGAAGGUGGCCAUUAUUUCUUCAGCCAAGUUUGAAAACUACCUGAACAAACUCGAUAAAAGUGCGAAUGACGUGAAGAGACCGCUGAGCCGAGGAGAACACGAUCUUAUUCUUGUUCAUCCGCUGUAUGGCGUCAUCAUCAUCUGUGUCAAGUCCGUGGGAAGCAACUUUGCAGAUCUGACUCCCGAAGAUGUCCGGAAUGGAGAGCAAGAGCGGCGAGUGAAAAUAGUGCUGGACAAGGUCGUGGAUCAGAUGGAAAGGGAAGUGACGAAUGCCCGCCACGUGCUCUCUGACCUGUCCCCUCCAAUCAGUGUCGUCAUGGCCCUGCCCUGUCUCCCACGACAUUUGCUGACUUCCGUGUUCCAGAAACAUCCAAACUUGAAGCAGAAACUAGAGAAAAUAGUUCUAAUGGAUUAUUGGGCAGCGUGCUUGUGUGUGGAAGAGUUGCCGCCCUUCGCAAGCAAGAGGACUACCCGGCUUUCGUCAGAUAAAAGGGAAACUGCUGGUGCUGGACUUUCGUCGGACGAUGGGGAAACUGCUGACCUUGUGUCACAUAGCAGCCUGGGAAUUGAGGAACUUUCAUCAGACAACAAAGGAACUGCAAAACAGUCAAAUGCCGACACAGAAAGCGCAUGCGCAGUGGACAUGGGGGAGUCGGGUAAAGGAGGGACAGGCGAUGCCCUUUCUCUGUGGUUCAAGGACUGGGGCCAGAAAAGGAAAGAAUCGUCAAACACCGACACAGGGCUCUCAGAAGAUCAGUACCUAGAGAUUGUUGGCCGAUACUGUUGCCUUUAUUCCACUGUCGAAAUCCCAAGCCGAAGCAAAAGCGAAGGUCGGAUCGAGGUGAGGGUCAUGCCGGAAGCUGUAGCUGAGGUCAACGCCCGCUUCCGGGCUUUGAUUCUGCAUAAGUUUCAGAGUGACCUACUCCUGAGCUCUUCCUCCCGCGUCUACAUGUACGGCGUCAUGGGGUCCGGCAAGUCCGUCAUGCUGACGCUCAGGGCCCGCUACUGGCUGGCGCAAGGCUGUAACGUCGUCAUCAUAAACGUCAGCUAUGACGUGGAGGGCAGUCCAAUAGGAUACGCCCUCCUCCACGCCGUGAAUGAAAGGCUCGAUGCUAGUAAUAUCAACAAGGAGGCAGUCAUAGUGAACAUCCGGUUGACGACGUUUGACCCACAGGCUUUCCUUGACACCCUGACACGCUUGAUUCCUGAGUCAGAAAGGGAGACCACCAACUUUUGUGUUGAUGAGGUUUAUGCCAAAUAUCACCCGAUCUUUGAAUGCCUGACAGAAAAGUUUUCCCAGUCCGAGAUUUGGGCUGCUGGGCUGGAGGGAGUCAACGCGCCUUCUGGCUUUGAGCAGGUGGAGAUGAAGAAAGUCCUGCGCUGUCCGCCGACUGUUCAGCGAGUGCUAAAGUUCAUGGAUUAUUCCGGGGACAGAACUCCUCACUACACCACUUGUGGAGUGGAGGCCGGCUUACCAGCCGAGGGGCCAGUACCAAAGUUUAUUUUCCACGAGAAACAUCCCUUCUCCAGGGAAGUCGCUUUCCCUCUACAGUGCGAGGACUGUGCCAUGGAAGUCCUGACAUUCUUGCGACAGAAGCUGGGCCUGGCCCCGGCCUGCACCACAGAUUCUACUGUGGAGCUGGACAGUAGCAGGGACACCUCACUUGCAACAGAACAGCCCAUGUCAGCGAUGGAACUUGCGACAAACGGGCCGGCGAGUCUCAGCAUCCAGGACAUCGUCAUUCUGUGCAAGGACUCGGAAAAGGAGGACAUCUACUCACGAGUUGAUGAGGUGUACAAGCUAGACACCGAUCGCUAUGAGAGGUUUAAUGAUACUUUGGACCAGAGUGUGUUCGUCGGCACGUUGAGAGAGGGUGGCUACCCAGUGCGGACAGUUCGCUCUUCCAGUUCCGGAGAGCUCGCCGAGAACGAUGAAGACGCCAUCACCGCUUCCUGGGUCAACCCGGCAUCGGGGUUAGAGUGGGCGGUGGUGCUGUACAUGCCUGGAGACCCCGCACGAGGUCCAGAAGACGAUGGGUUGUCAGGAAACGAAUUCAUGGCCAGGAGUGGUGAAGAUCAAUUUGAAGGUGAGGAUCAAUUGGACUCUGACCUCCGUGAAACGCGUCGGCGGAUGACGAAGAGGGACUGUGAAUACCUGUUCUGGUCCGCCAGCAGGUGUACCGCCCAGCUCAUAGUCAUGGUCCCAUAACCACUCUGACAAAGCAUCAUCGUGACUCCUGAGUCAGGCGCACGUGACUGUCAAAUCAUAGCAGUCGGCAAAAUCAAGGAAGUCAGGAGAAACCUCCUUUAGCCGCACGCAUCAUGGUAAGGUUUCGGCGAGACAUUUGAAAGCGAAUAUUCCCCACCACACCAAGCUGAAUAGGGACCUCGCCGAAAUUUACAUAUCAACAAUAUGCUUUCAAUAAGUUUGUCGCGUUAUCAUUUAUUUAUUUAUUUCUGGCAAUAAUCAUUGACCGACUCUAUUUCGAGCCACUAAAGACAAAGCAGACCAUGACAUUUGAGAUUUUGCACCUCGGCAAUCCCGUCUCGUCUUCCUUUUUGAAUGACACCAAAACCGGUAAAAAGUAUUUUGUAAACAUCUUUUUCUAUAGAUUAACGCGGAAAAUUAGUUUGCCAGCAAAUGCAUUCAUUAGCAUCGCUCGUAGAAUCUCAUUAACUGCUUUGCUGGCGAGCACCGAGAGUUGUGUUGUGAUCUCCCCUCCUCCUCCCACCUCUUACGGCCCUUGAAUACAAGAUGCAGAAUUCACAUGACAACUAUUUGGCGUUCCCCUAUCUUUCGCACCUGAACCGGUUGCUUAGUUACACAAUUUAUACAAAACAAAUGUUAGCUUCGUGGACCAUGACAGACAGAACAUUCACCAGACGUUUUUCGUGAAGAGGAAUUGUGUGACAAAGGGAGGCGAUCAUUUUUGUAGACUCUAUUAUGAUCUCGAGUGAUGGCCCUUUGGAGAGAAAGCGAGUCAACAAUAAGGUGCAUGUUCACCUGGACACACUGAAUAAUAUGAAGCUACAGAAUAACAAAGAAAUUGCAUAAUGUAAUUAUAAACAUCAGGGUUUUGUUAAAAUUUACUUCUGGCUUACUUAGUGGAUGUUUUAAAAGCUUAAUGGAGUGCAAUUACUUUUAAGACUUAUUUCACUGCAGGAAGAUUUACAACUGUCACCGUAUUGAAAAUAUACAAAGCCUGUGUAGUUAAUUUGUAUUUUAUGACGAAUUCAAAACUUCAUGCUGUAAUAUUUUCGAAAACAAAUUUCCCACAACCCUCUCCAAACACUUGGCCACAACAGACGGGAGGCUACAUAGGUUAACAUCACAGUGAUUUACCGAAUUUACUAUUUACACAUGCGUUAGCAACUAUGUGACGAGUUUUAUUCUUGUGAUUUGAUGGUUUGUUUUCCUGUGGACUCUGGUGUCGAUCAGGUAGUUAAGUUCAACCAUGUUGGGUUUUAUUUGAUGGUUAGUGUUAUAUUUCUGUGUUGUUUUCAUUAUUCCGGAUGCACCUUGGUUGCUUUAUGACUAGCCUCGUCAGUCGUACAUGCAAUGUCUGUAAUCUAUCUUUUGACAUGUUGGAAAAAAUAAUAAGACAGUGCCAUAUGAA
Molecule: messenger RNA, 4557 nt
Organism: Pomacea canaliculata
Lineage: Eukaryota; Metazoa; Mollusca; Gastropoda; Architaenioglossa; Ampullariidae
Exons: 12
Coding region: 564-3149 (861 amino acids)
Source: RefSeq, a predicted model, not a curated record